This is a messenger RNA of Eubalaena glacialis (North Atlantic right whale), 973 nucleotides long. RefSeq names its product Cbp/p300 interacting transactivator with Glu/Asp rich carboxy-terminal domain 1 (gene CITED1). Bases 347 to 934 code for a protein of 195 amino acids. NCBI's taxonomy places the organism in Eukaryota, Metazoa, Chordata, Mammalia, Artiodactyla, Balaenidae. The record is from RefSeq and is a predicted model, not a curated record. Gene Ontology annotation, biological process: regulation of DNA-templated transcription; melanocyte differentiation. The transcript has 3 exons. Gene Ontology annotation, cellular component: nucleus.
GAAGGCUAGAGGGGCUUUUCGGGCCGAGUUCAGCGGAAUUGAGGGAUGGAAGUUAGAGAAUUCGGGCAACUUGCCUCUACUGCCUGGUCGACCUCUGCUCUCCCCCACACUCACGCCCCCCCACACACACGCACACCCACGCACACACCCCUCUGCCUAUAAACGCCGGCGGCAGGGCCGGGCCGCGCACGGAGUCCCUGCCUCGCCAAGCGCCGGACUUGGAGGCAGACAGACCUGGCUGCGAAUCCCGGCUCCGCCACUUUCUAGCGCUGUGACCUUGGCACAACAGCUCCAGCUGGCAGCAUCACCUCCCACCAAUUUAUCCAACUUCUGCCAAGGCUCUGAAAUGCCAACUAUGUCGAGGCCUGCACUUGAUGUCAAGGGUGGCACCUCACCUAUGAAGGAGGAUGCCAACCCAGAGAUGAGCUCUCUGGCCUACUCUAACCUGGCGGUGAAAGAUCGUAAAGCAGUGGCCAUCCUGCACUACCCCGGGGUAACCUCGAAUGGAACCAAGGCCAAUGGGGCUCCCACUAGUUCCUCGGGAUCUCCAUCUCCAAUAAGCUCUCCUACUGCCGCCCCUCCCACUAAACCCCCACCCUUCAACCUGCACCCCGCCCCUCACCUACUGGCCAGUAUGCAGCUGCAGAAACUUAAUAGCCAGUAUCAUGGGAUGGCCGCCGCCACUCCAGGCCAACCUGGGGAGGCAGGGCCCCUGCCAAACUGGGGCUUCGGGGCUCAGGCGGGAGGGGCGGGGUCACUCUCUCCUUCUGCUGGUGCCCAGAGCCCUGCCAUCAUCGAUUCAGACCCGGUGGAUGAGGAGGUGCUGAUGUCACUGGUGGUGGAACUGGGACUGGACCGAGCCAAUGAGCUGCCGGAGCUGUGGCUGGGGCAGAAUGAGUUUGACUUCACUGCAGACUUUCCAUCUGGCUGCUGAUGCCAACUGUUCCUAAAGAUGGAGGAAUAAAGCCACCAA